Thamnophis elegans (Western terrestrial garter snake) is the source of this 2288-nucleotide messenger RNA. Its product is annotated as ribonuclease T2-like. Gene Ontology annotation, molecular function: ribonuclease T2 activity; RNA binding. Gene Ontology annotation, biological process: RNA catabolic process. Gene Ontology annotation, cellular component: extracellular region. The record is from RefSeq and is a predicted model, not a curated record. Lineage: Eukaryota; Metazoa; Chordata; Lepidosauria; Squamata; Natricidae.
UUGACCUUUUUACAAGACCAACAUAUAUGAUAAUACGUAGCAUCAGCACAAUCACAUCUCCAGCAUUUAGGUUGUAGGUUCGGAUACAUAUAAGCCAAUUUUUUAGAAUCUAAAUGCCAUUUUUAAAACAUCUUGUAGAAAUUCUCCCUCAGAUUUUGGGCUUGCGUAAAUUUUACAUUUCUUACCCAGGGUUGUUUUCUUAAAACCAGAAAUAUACAACUGGUUUCAAACACCCAUGGCUUAUCAGUCCAUUUUGUCAUUAAAUGGAAUACUUCAUAUGACAAAGUAUUAAUUCAAAAUGAAGAUAAUUUUAGAUAAAUUGUAUAUUAAUAAAUUUUAGAUAAAUUUCAAAUUACUCUGAUUUUAUCAACUUUUUUUUUCUAAUACUAGGUAUUCUGAAGAGGCUAUUUUCAAAUAGUUUACCAGUGUUUUUAUUUUUAUGAAAAUGGGACCAACUUUCCGGGGUUUCCAGUAUUAGCACUUCUUGAUGAAAUAAAGCUUGCUAAUAGUAUCUCCAUAUAAUUUUACUGGUUUGAGAUUAUAGCACAGCAGAUAUAGAACCAAAUCCUUCACCACUCAGUCUUCAUACACAUUCAGUGUAACAUUCCAGAAAGAAUGGUAGCUGGAUAAAUUGCAUCAAACUGUAUUGUUGGUUUUUUCUCCCAGUUACAAUAUGGCCUAUGAAUAAUUAUAAGUGAGAUGAAUACUAUUUAUCAGCUUCAACUAUUAGGCCAUUUAUGGGAAGGUAUUUUCUAAAAUAAUCCACAAAGGCCUGCACAGUCUAAGUCCAGGUUAUUUAAAAGAGGUAUCUUUGGGAUACCUCCUUGGUUGACUGUCACAUUCAGUGUCUCACUAAAGUUAAUUAAGUGUCUUUUAAAUUAAUAAGUAAAAAAAGGACUGCUGUGUUCCAAAAUAAAACAUUAUUCUUCCACACCAUCUUUAUUUACUUGAGCACUGUUGAACUACAUCAAGACUCUGUAAGUAUUAUUGUAGAUAAAAAAAAUAUAAUGAUGGAUAAGAACAUUCCAGGAAGAAACUGUUCCUCUUUCUAAUUCAUCAGGAAACAAUUAGCUUAAAUUACUUUCUGCUUUUUCUUCUGGACAAUGUGUUGGAAUACUCAGUUUGAGAUUGCCCACCAUCAUAUUUAUCUUGUGAACAGGAACCUCUGCUAUAUUUUGCAGAUGUUGUGAGGUUGUCUGUCAGCCCAAUUGGAUAUUGAUGAUUUCUGUUUUUUUUCCCUUAAAACACUCACCUUCUAGGGUUGUACAAAAGUUUGACUCCAAGGUCUAAAUCAAAACAAAUAGAUUGAAUUCAUGCUGAAUCAUUACAUCAGAUGCCCCAAUCAAAUCUGAGACAAAUUGAAACAACAAUCAGAAUUAAUAAUUUGAAUCACAGCUGAAUUAGACCCUAUUUUUCCCAUUCUGCAUAAAAAUGGUUUUCCUUUAAUAACCCGUUAUUUUCUCUAGAUGAACGAAAAUGAAUGCAAAGAACCACCAAUGUACUGGACAAUCCAUGGAUUCUGGCCUGAUAAAGCUGCAGAAUGUAAUAGAAGUUGGCACUUCAAUAUAUCUGAACUUAAGGAUUUUAUGGAAGACAUGAACGAAUAUUGGCCAGAUAUACUACAUACGAACCAUACUUAUUUAUGGAGACAUGAAUGGGAAAAACAUGGGACAUGUGCAGCUGAGAUAGAGGCUCUUAACUCACAAAUGUAUUUUCAGAAGACACUGGAACUCUAUAGAAAAAUUGACCUUAACAGUGUUCUCUCGAAAGUUGGGAUAAUGCCAGGCUCUACUUACUAUCAGCUGACAGUCAUCAAAGAAGCUCUUGAAAAUUUUUACAAUAUAAUGCCAAAGAUUCAGUGUAUUCCUCCUGAAGAGGGACGGCUACAAGUAAUAGGCCAGAUUAAAUUCUGCUUUACCAAGGAGUUUACUCUGAGAAAUUGUACAGAGGAACAAUCUGGUUUAUCUUCUGCACUUGAAGACAACUUUUACAGAUCAGAGGAUCUGUCAGUUUGUAAUGAUACUCUGACUUAUUACCCUUCACAUAUGAAAACCUACAAACAUUUUGUUGCAAAUGUUGUUGUAAUUUAGGAAAGUUGAACUUUUUAAAAUUCUGGUGGGGAACAAUUAUGCAUUAGAUUUAUAUAGCAGGGCAUCUGUGAAGCUAGUAUUAAGAACUUUCUUUGUGUUUUGAUUGAUGACUGUGAUGACUGCUUGUUUCGCUAAAAUUGCUGUCCAUAGUAUAUGAUGUAUUCUUUCUUCAAUAAAAUUGGCUUAUUUUUCACUUUU